Messenger RNA from Cyclopterus lumpus (lumpfish), 653 nucleotides. It is a transcript of the gene spag8, whose product is annotated as sperm associated antigen 8. Gene Ontology annotation, biological process: positive regulation of transcription by RNA polymerase II. Lineage: Eukaryota; Metazoa; Chordata; Actinopteri; Perciformes; Cyclopteridae. The transcript is spliced from 6 exons. Gene Ontology annotation, molecular function: microtubule binding. The record is from RefSeq and is a predicted model, not a curated record. Bases 93 to 653 code for a protein of 186 amino acids. Gene Ontology annotation, cellular component: cytoplasm; nucleus.
UGGCGUACGCAGUCACUUGGCGUUAAACUCAAGAGGACUGGAGGUAUAAUAACAAAUAGUAAUAAUACAGUCAUAGUUAUCUCGGUGCUCCAAUGGCCGAACAGACGAACACUGCGCACAGUAAAGUCGGGAGUUGUAUGUUGCGCAACUGGGCGGAAGAGAGGGCCGUCGCCGCUCUUGACACUCUGGAGACGAGGUCACAAAUUCGGAAGUACGGACACAGAGGGAUUCUCACGACGGACUGGGAGUCUAAAAUGGAAAGUGUCACCACGCUGAAAGCGACUUACGUCCCUCCAAAAAGUCCAGGGAUGAGGCUGCGGGGCAUCAGAGGCGAGCUUUUGGAAAAACAAAUAGCCGAGAUGAUAAGAGAGAAGGUUCACGCUGAACUGAACCCACCGAUUCCUGAAACAGACUUCUGCUCCACAACCCAGAAAGAUUUCUGUGUCGAGGGAUUUGUGCCUUUUACCCCCGAAACAACACAAGUUCAUGAUUAUAAAACUGACCAGGCCGUCACAUUUUGGAGUGACAAUUGCCAGCGGAUACAGGGUGUGACUGGCGUGCAGAACCCGGAGGCUCCUUUCAGGAAGUCGGCCCUGUUCAGCACACCGAUCAGCGAGCGGCUGGAUGAAAUCGAGCUCCCACCUGAUAACUGA